CGGUACACAACCAACGUAAGUUACAGAUGUCAAAGAAGAAUAGCAAUAGCGAAGCGUCUGUCGCCCGAAGAACCUGAAAAGAUGACCAGCGCUUAGUUAUUCGGGAUUCCUGGAGUUCGAAAACAACACCGAUCCGAGACGCCGAACGCGAAAGGACGAGCGUGACCGUUGACUGGUGAUCGAUGGGCAUUAUUCAGCCGAUCGUUUCCAUGAUAAUGGAUCCCCGGUUUCUUUUCCAUCCGUCUUGAAGGCCGGACGGUCUCCAUAUCUGCGCGCAGCGUUACGAGAGCCCAGCGAAAAGCAGAUCCGUCGUUUCGCGAACUCGUUAAAUUCCGCUCGCUGUAGUGCUCUACAGUCUCCGAAACGGAUACUUAGGGCGAAAUAAUUGAAUCAAUAGGAAUCUGCGCCGGUACAGAAAACUAGAAAGGUAUUACGACGACGAAAACAAACGGAACUAGAACCCAAAGAUUUCAAGCGUGUUUGACGUUCAAACAGUUCCUUGAUAACAAACUGCCGUUAUUUACUCGUCCUCCCGCUACGAGAUUGGCGAACUUUCGCGAAACCUUCUCUUUUCCUUCGACGAGCAACGAGGAUUCAAGCGAAACCAUGAUCGACCGAGUACUCGUUCUGAUGAUGCUCGCCUGGCUCUGCGAAACAGUUAGGGGAUACAACAUUUUAAUGGCCACCAUGGGCGGCACGAAAUCGCACACCGUGCCUUUCAUCGCACUCGGGACCAGUCUCAAGGCCCGGGGUCACAACGUGACCUUGGUCAGCGCGUUUCCUGGACCAGCCGCUAACAACGGACUGCAGGAGUUUGUGCCACCCAUUUUCAAGGCCUACGUUGGUAACUACACGUCGGAAUGGGACCUGGUAGGAGCUAGAUUUCGCGACGAAUUACCGAUCUCGCCUUGGGACGCAAUGCGAUACGCUUGGGAAGCCUGCGAGGCUCUUCUUCGAGACAAAACAUCCGUUUCUUGGCUGAGAAAGCCUGAAGGCAAUCCCCGUAUGAGAUGGGACGUCGCGGUGGUGGAUGGUGCUUUUCCUGAGUGUCUUCUUGGAGUCCUUUAUGGGGAGAAUGUACCUACGAUCAUGCUGAAUACGGUCGCCUUGUAUAGCGGCUCAAUAGGGCGGCAAGGUAAUCCAUCGCCUUGGUCGAUAACACCCUAUUUCGGGAAACCUAUCACGCAGGACAUGAGUUUCUUCCAGAGAUUAUUGAACGCCGCCUGCCUCGUUACCCUCCAGAUCAUGCAUUGGAUCAUGACCACCGGCUACAUCCAACCAAUUCUACGAAGAUACCUGGGGGAACAGUUGCCCGACGUACGUGACCUAACUGCCGAGGUGCCACUAACGUUACAGAACAGUCACUACAGCGUCGCCGAUUCCCUGCCUUACCUGGCGAACGUCGUCAACGUCGCCUGCCUCCAUUGCAAUCCUGCCAUCCAGCUUAGCACCGACUUGGAGAACUUCUUGCAAAGAGGUUUCAUUUUCGUCUCCAUGGGCUCGUCGGUUCGCGCGUCCGGUAUGCCGGAGGCGUUACGUCACAUAUUCGUCACAGCCUUUGCAACCCUCCCGUACAACAUCGUAUGGAAAUGGGAGGGCGAGAAGAUCAAAGAUCUGCCGUCGAACGUCAGAACAGCGGCAUGGUGGCCACAACAGGAUCUACUUGGGCAUCCGAAACUCCGAGCUUUCGUCUCGCACGGCGGCCUCCUGUCUCUUCACGAGGCCGCGUAUCACGGCGCCCCGACGCUCGUACUACCUGUCUUCUGUGACCAUGACGGGAACGCGGCCCAAGCAGAAAAGUUGGGUUACGCCCUAGUGAUGAAUUUGGCCGGCAUAUCAAUCGGAAAUCUUCGUGAGGGGAUCCUGAAAGUAUCCACCUUGCACAACAAUGCAUACCGAGUGGCAGCGAAGAAGCGUAGCUUGCUGCUAAGAAAGUUGCCGAUUAGCCCGAAAAAAUUAGCCAUUUGGUGGGUGGAGCACGUUGCCGAGUACAAGGGAGCUGAUCAUUUAAAGAGUUCGACGAGACAUAUGGGCAUCGUUCAUUAUUAUUCCAUCGAUGUAGUGAUAUUCUACGCGAUCGCAUUACUGCUGCUCGUUUAUGGGUUGAAGAAACUUUGUUGGAGAACGAUACCGAAGCAUGGCGUCAACAAAAAGAAACUAGACUGAACUAUGCUAAUUUCUGGGGAUGAACACACCGCACAUAUUUAUGUAUUACGGUUUAAAUAGUUAGUAAUUCUUGUAGAUUAAAUGCGCUGAUUCUAAGCAGAAGCAAAUGUAAAAAUAUUAAUAGCGAAAUAAAAUUGUUUUCGUGAGAGAAAGCGGUGAAUUCCAGACAGAGUUGGGCAAAAAAUUAAGGAUUAAGGAUUCUAUUUCUCUGAUCCUUUUGUUAGGCAUUGCGCUUCAUUUCAGGUUCUACAUCAUAUUUCACAAUUAACGAUUAGAUUCGUUUUAAUUAUUAAUCGCAAUCAACGAUUGAAACAUUAUUGUUAAUCAUUAAUCGCAAUUAAUUUUCUUUCAAACGUUAGUCGCGAUUAAUGACUAAAGUAGAAGCCUACCGCCCGCCCCAUUACAAAAAUAUAAUAAAGUAAUAAACAUGAUAGAGAUAA
Molecule: messenger RNA, 2606 nt
Organism: Megalopta genalis
Lineage: Eukaryota; Metazoa; Arthropoda; Insecta; Hymenoptera; Halictidae
Gene: Ugt50B3
Product: UDP-glycosyltransferase family 50 member B3
Molecular function (GO): UDP-glycosyltransferase activity
Source: RefSeq, a predicted model, not a curated record